This is a messenger RNA of Schistocerca serialis cubense, 1571 nucleotides long. Its product is annotated as protein SERAC1. The record is from RefSeq and is a predicted model, not a curated record. The transcript is spliced from 10 exons. NCBI's taxonomy places the organism in Eukaryota, Metazoa, Arthropoda, Insecta, Orthoptera, Acrididae. The coding region runs from base 62 to 1303 and encodes 413 amino acids.
CGGACCGGACGGCUGUCAGUGGGCGACGCGAGGCAACGGCGACGGUGCUCCGCCAUCGGCGAUGGCUGGAGAGGCGCGGGCCGCCGAUGCUGACGGCGACGAAUGUGCGACUCCAUGCACUAGAGAACAACAAGCAGCAAAUAUUAGACUCCACAAAACGAUAUGCACAGUGCUUUCUUUGCAUGCCUAUCGAUUUCUGCGAGUGCAGGUUGUAACAUCGUGUAUUUCAGUGGCUGCUCAAGUUUUGUUGCCACACCUGCUUGCUGCAUGUCGAGCACUACACAACCUGAUUGUUUCAAUCUUAAAGCACCAGCUAUUCUCACUUCCAGCACUUUCUGUCAAAUGUGCAGCUGAUCGUAGGAAAAGAUCUGAAGAAAAUAAUAUUAUGAAGACAGGCAAUGAAGAUAUUCAUAUAGAGGUCCUGUAUGAACCUACAGCAAAUUCUGUUCCACGAGCAGAUAUUAUAUUUAUACACGGACUCCAUGGUGGGCCAAACAAGACAUGGAGACAAGGCAGCUGGAAACAUGAAAGGGCAUACAUUCAGCCCCAGGCACUAAAGAAGGAAGAUCAUGAGAAUGAGAAGCAAUGGGGAAGUGAUGACUCAAAACAUGAGGACCUAGCAGAUAUGAAAAAAACAUACUCAGCCUGCUGGCCCCGUGACUGGUUGCCACUAGACUGUCCAGGAGUACGUGUGAUAGCAGUUAACUACUCCACAGAUGCAAUGCUUUGGUGCCCUGUUGGAGUUAAACAACCACCACGCACAUCAAUGAUCGAAAGAAGCUGUAAAAUGAUUGAGCUCUUAUGCAGGAUUGGUGUAGGAAAUUACCCAAUUGUAUGGGUAGGCCACUCAAAAGGUGGACUGUUUGUGAAGCAAAUAAUAGUUUAUGCACAAGAAAGUGGCAAAGAAAAUUUAGCUGGCCUGUACCGUAAUACAAGAGGAAUAAUGUUCUACAGUGUGCCUCAUCGUGGAUCUGUCCCUGCCAAGAUAAACUUGCCAUUUCUCAGGCAAUCCAUCGAACUGACAGAAGUACAUGCAAAUUGUCAUAAUGUCUUGGAGCUCCAUGAAAAAUUUCUUUCCCUUGUAAAUAGAAAUCUGUUACAAGCUGAAGUCUGCAGUUUCACAGAAACAGUUCAGACAUUUAUGAAGCUUGUUUACUUACAGAUUGUAUCAGUUGAAUCAGCCGAUGCUGGGAUUGGUGAACUGUAUGGUGCUCCUCUAGAUCACACCAGUAUAUGCAAACCUGUUGAUAGGCACUGUUUUCUCUACAAGCAGCUCAUUAAUUUGAUCAACAGGACAGUGUGAUGAUGAAAAGUUAACAUGUCCAACAGAAGUCAGAAGCCCUAUAUCUUUUUUGCAGCAAACACUUCAAAGAUAUCAGGAUCCAUAAGUAUUUUUACUGCAUAUGAUGAUGAAGUGUAAAUACUAUUCAUAUGAAAUACAUGUUGCAAUAACAUUGUUAGCUGAAAACAACCGUUUGUGUUCGCAUAUUUAUAAGAAAUCAUCUACUCGUGAAAGGUUGUCUGCUGAAAAAUAUAUAGAUCUUCAAUAAACACCAUGAACUGCUGUAAAA